Emericellopsis cladophorae is the source of this 2169-nucleotide messenger RNA. RefSeq lists its product as uncharacterized. NCBI's taxonomy places the organism in Eukaryota, Fungi, Ascomycota, Sordariomycetes, Hypocreales, Bionectriaceae. Gene Ontology annotation, molecular function: DNA binding; DNA-binding transcription factor activity, RNA polymerase II-specific; zinc ion binding. The record is from RefSeq and is a predicted model, not a curated record. Bases 1 to 2169 code for a protein of 722 amino acids. Gene Ontology annotation, biological process: DNA-templated transcription; regulation of DNA-templated transcription. The transcript has a single exon.
AUGAGCGAGGCACGCGGCGACAAGGUGCUCAGCUGCGCGAGCUGUCGCCAGCGCAAGGUCAAGUGCGACAAGACCCAGCCCAUCUGCACCCAAUGUUCGCGCAUGAGCUUAGAGUGUGUCUACCCGUCACGAAAACCUACGCGCCGCGUUACCAGGCUGCGGCAAAGUGAACUUCUCGAGCGCAUCAGUCGCUUGGAGGGUAUCGUCGGGCAGGCUGAUCCGGAAAAGUUGGAAGAGCUCGACAAGCUUACGGGUGUCCCCGCAACAACAUCCGCAUCCAGGACGGCAGCACGAGAUGUCCAUGUCAAAAGGCCCUCUGCUGCAGCGGUGGACAGCUUCUCCUCGGUACCGGGACAACCCUCGGGACAACCGUUCAGGGAAACGACUGCUCGGUACAUGAGUGAUGAGUUCUGGGGCCACCUUUGCAGGGAAGUCGUCGGGAUCAAGGCAGCUCUUGAACAGCCGUCUGACGAUGAGAAUGACAAUGAGGAUUAUGAGGACUCCCCUGAAUCUUGGGGCGGUGGCAUCCAGGCCGUCGCAGCACCCUCUGGCUUUCAUCUCGGGAAUCAACACUACCAGGAACGCGGUCCCCUCACACACCCUCCGCAGCAGACGCUCCUGGCUCUCUGGAGGAUAUACACACUCAACGUCGACCCUUUGGUCAAGAUCCUCCAUCGCCCUUCGAUCAACCAAGAGAUCCGGCAUUUGCUGUCAAUACCGAUCCCAUACACGCCUCCACCAGCCAUGAACGCACUCCUCUUCUGCAUAUACUUUGCCGCGAUAUCUACAAUCACCCCGGAGCAGUGCCGCGCGCAGCUGGGCGAGGAGCAAAACAUCCUGGCCCUUCGAUACCGUCUGUGUGCCGAGCGCGCACUCGCUGCGGCAGACUACCUCAACAGCGAUGAUUUAGCCACACUGCAGGCUGCGACCCUCUACGUGACCAUGCUGCGCUCCUACUCCACCAGCCGGGCAUCAUGGGUCCUCAUUGGGAUGAUUGUGCGACUGGCUCAGGCUAUGAACCUCCACAGGGACGGUCAAGGCAAGCACUUCUCGCCCUUCGAGGGUGAGAUGCGGCGGCGACUCUGGUACUUUAUCACGGUGCUCGAUAUACGCGGCGCAGAGGACAGAGGGUCCGACGCCAUCCUGACGCCCACAUCUUACAAUACCAUCCGCCCUACGAAUAUUGACGACGAGGCCUUUGGCCCCGACACCACUGAGCCCCUUGUUCCCAAGGCGACACACGCUGAGAACGUUGUGCUCGUAUGCAUGUCUCGCUGCACAAUCUUUGGUCAUAUUGCCCACCCGCGAUCGCAAGUGGCCGCCGCCGCCGACGACGACGACACAGACAACUCCUUGGCCACAGAGCAAGAACUCAUCAACCAUGUCCGCGCGAUGGAGAACGACUUCAUCCAUACUGUCGAUCAGUCGAGUUUACCAUCACGCUACGCCGCCGAGGUGUCACGCCUCGUAAUUCUCAAACUCUGGCUCAUCGUACAGUACCCGUUCUCAUCUCACCCCACUGUCGUGCCCAUGCGGGUGUCGCGUGCCACUAUGCUUCGCACAGCUGUGUCCGUCAUGGAGCUUUCCCAUCGCAUGGCUGAGGGGGCCUUCAAGGAGCGCUUCUCAUGGUGGACCAAGUGUUACGUCCAGUGGCAUCCGCUGGCGGUGGCCUUGGCGGAGCUGUGCGUGCAGACGGACGGGGACCUGGCGCAGCGUGCGUGGGACGUGAUUGAAAAGGUAUAUCCCCUGUGGGGGAGCGCCGCGGCUGACUCGACCAACGGACCGUUGUGGAGACCAAUCAAGAAACUCUACAAAAGGGCAAAGGCCGCCAGGGCGCAGAUUCUGAUGGAUGAUCUCUCCUUGCGAGACAAGGCGCCCGCGCCGCCUGCGUCUGGACCAGUAUCCGCAGAAGAGUUUCUCCUGCCACGCCAAGUCGAGCCCGCGGCCAUGGUGCCCAGCGCCAUUGGUCUCACGCAGAUGGCGCAGCCAUUCGACACUAUGGACAUGGAUCCCUCCAUCCUGUUCCAGUAUCCACCUGCUACCGAUAUGACUUUCGGUUGUAGCCUGGACGCCAGUCUUGGUUUUGACAUGAGUCCGUGGAAUGAGUUCCUGCACGAUACCCAGAUAAACAGCUAUUCGCCUGGAAGCGGGAGUGGGAGCGGAGGGUAG